AGGACGAGGCGGACAAACGGACUGACGAAGGUGGCCAAGGUAGGGGAUAUUCAGUCUCGCGGCCACGUGCUACACGAGCGCACGCCCCGAGCCGGCCGGUGGUCCAGCCACGAUUCCGUCCUCUUCUUCUUCGUCCCGUUUUGUCCCACGCUUCCUCCUUCUUCCUCCCUUCCAUUCUUCAUUCGCACAACCGGAGCUCAACGACGUCCGGCGUCUUCCACCCGUCUUCCCUAGCGUCUUUCCACAUUUUUCGCGCCUCCCUUUGCUCGAUUUUAACCACGGUUCCCGCCGCCGUUGCCUUCCUCCGCCGCUUCCGAGUCGUCUCGCGACGUCUCGCCACGUUCCUCGCGAGCGGAUUCCAGGUGGACGCCGAUCCCGACUACGAAACGCUCGACCCUCCACCGAAAUCCACCGUGAUUCCGUGGCUCCAACCUCGAACCGACCGGGUUCUCGUGUUUGUAUAUAUUAAUAAGGAAUUUUGAAGAAGGACACGCGAGUGUGUAUAUAUACACGGCUUUUUCUUUUGGUUGGACGCAAGCGACCAUGAGGACGGUGGAUCGAGGAUAGUGCGCGGAAAGACACGAGGCGCGGUUGAUAUCUUUCACAUGUCGAGGCGAAGUGGAAGAAAGGAGAGACGGAAGUAUCGGAAUAAUAAGUGAGAUUCUUUGUUAUAUCUAUCGAUACAUGGUUACAUGUUUAACGUGUUUGAGGAUUGGUGAAACGAGCAUGGAAGAGAUUGUCGGAUACGGAUUUGAGGAGGAUUCGAGCGGGGGAAACGUGUGGUCGAGUUUCUUCUUUCAUGUUCGGUGUGACUUGUGAACGAGAGUGUGAUUGUGAACUGCGCGAAUUUGUGUAACGAAAUGGGAAAAAUGCCCGAUGACGAGGGAAAGAUUCUGCUUAUUGGGAGAGUGGAAUUUGAAACAUAAACGUUCUCACGAAAUUGAAUGGCCUGUGGUGGACUACUGUAACAGCUGUGGUGCUCGAAUGACUAACGCAGUUUGCCCUCUUGCAAAUGUUCACGACGCAGUAUCCACGAAGAUAGAGGUUCACGGCUUAGGGACCCCGGUGAUCCCGGGUUUACCCCGGGGAUCGUGAGAAUCCGCGGUGGGCAAAGAAAUAUCCGACGACAUCGGACCUUGUAAGACACGCACGAAAAUGUUGGGUCGCGACAUCGAACACGGAACAGACGGCUCGAGGGACCGGCGCGAACGGUUUGCAUCGAGAGAUUAAAGAACAUCGAAUGGACGUGGGCGAUUUGUCGAGCUCGGCAGGAUUGGCUGGGAGCGGAUCCAUCCCUGUAGCUACGGGUGUUGGUGUCAUUACAAGUACGACAUCCGCUACCGCGGGGUGGUGGACGCCUACGUCGACGAUCGCGGCGGCCAACACCGACGUGAUGAAUCAGCUCUGCAGGGUCUGCGGAGAGCCGGCCGCGGGUUUUCACUUCGGGGCCUUCACGUGCGAAGGUUGCAAGUCGUUCUUCGGGCGCACUUACAACAAUCUAGGCAGCAUCUCCGAAUGCAAGAACGGCGGCGUUUGCGUGAUCAACAAGAAGAACCGCACCGCGUGCAAGGCGUGCAGGCUUAGGAAGUGUCUGAUGGUGGGUAUGUCGAAGUCGGGCUCUCGCUACGGACGCCGCUCGAACUGGUUCAAAAUCCACUGCCUCCUCCAGGAACAGUCUCACCAGGCGCAAACGCGCCUCAUCAAGGACCCGAAAUCCGCGUACGAGAAGGCGUUCGGUUCGUUGGACGUGGCGAACAAUAACAACAAUAAUAACGAGAACCCGGGCACGACGAACGCAACAGGUGUCGUGGGUAUAGUGACCACGACCACGACUACCGCGAACAGUUAUCACCAUCAUCACCAUCAACACCAUCAGGACAGGUUCCCGAAAAGGGACGAGCUCAGGCCCCAGGAUAUCCCGGCCCAGUUAAGGGCACCCGACAUCCCAACGAGGGCGGCGCAGGAUCCCCUUCUGAGGCCGAUGGACCUGGUCAGAGCACCCCACGAGUUGCUCAGGCCGGAAGUAUCCAGGUUCCCUAUGUGGAGAGGUCCACCUUUCUUUCAUCCAGCUCUGACCCACAUGCAACUGCUCAACACCCCAUUCUUCCCGUUCCAACAGAGAUUUAUCGUCCCAUACGUGAACCAGGUCGGCGCCCCCCAAAUGGUGGCAAGUUUGACGAGUUCCUCGAGCGACAGCGUGAGCCCUAGAUCGACCCCGUCGCCGAAACGGGACGACGACAAUCGAAGCACGCGGGACGAGUGCAGAGAAGUGGGCAGCGGGGUGUGUCAGAGGAGUCAAAUGGAGGCGUACGACAAGAGCAUAGCGUUUCUACGCUCGUUGGGCCCGGAGCAGGACGAGCCGAUCGACCUGAGCAUGAAGGCCGGUCGAACGGACGGGCAGGAGGUGGAUGCGGCCGGUAGCACGGAGGAGGAAAGGUCGACGGACAGCGAGGACAACGAGCAGCUGCUCCAGGAAACGGGGCCGCCCCUCGAUCUCACUAGAAAGACGUGACCCCUCGUGGCCAAGUCUUGAGGACAGCUUUCGAUAGGAACUUUGGACCGGUUGUUUGAAUCGUCGCUACGAUUGGCGUUGCCUUCGAGCGCCUGCCCGCGGCGAGGGCUUACAUUGUUGUCCUUUCACGGGAACGAGGAGAGAUGACUUACGGCUGUUACUCCGGCUUCGCGCACCGGAGAUGGUCUUACUCCAAGGUGAAUAGCGUGGAAAUGGAGGAACCGCGUGGAAUGGUGGAAGGAAAAUAUCCUUUUCGAGGCCGAGGAUGCAGAAGAAGAUAUUGUGGAAGGCGAGUAAAAAGACGAGGAAUCGUUGUGAUAUAAUGAGAAAAUAAUGGCGGAGGUGAAGAGCGACAGCGAAGAGGAGAGUAAUGGAUGGACAGCGACAGUAGGAAGAGUUGGGAUGAGCGGACAGCGUCACAGCGGCCGCGUGUUGCGUCGCGACGAAUGACUUUGCGAUCAUCGAACGGGGGGAUCGACGGGGUUCAAAUCGGUUUAUUUAGCCGCCAUGGUCGCCUUUGGCCUCUGACUUCUUCGCCAGGUGUUCGUCGGAGGAAUGGGCGAACAUCCGAUACAUUGUUUCGCGUACGAAGAGAGACGUACGAUUGUGUGCCUUGAUCGGUGCCUUUUUAACUCUCGUACAUCAAGUGCACGAGGGAGGGAGAAAAUGUGAGGUGGAGAGAAGAAAAGAGAGAAUGAGUGCCAGUAAAAGAAAAAAAAACCUCGUGAUAGUUUAACGUUAAAUAAUAACCGCGCUUGCGCACGUGUGUAUAACGAAAUUACGUGUACGCGAAAGAUACGAACGCAUCGUGUUUAAUGCCUGCGUGCGUGGUGUGCGUGUUGUGAUUUUUCAUUCUUUCUUUCUUACGCGUUUCUUUUUCAAAUUUUUCUUUUCCUUCGUGUGAACGUGCAUAAGGGCGCGUUCGAGUGGUGUGGGAGACGAAAAUCGUUUCCGGAACCCUCUCGAAUUCCGCUCGGGAAUGGCCAGUGUUUCGUUAAUUCGCCGCAUCGAGAUUUCUUUUAUUUAUACGUCGAAUAUUUUAUUUAACGCGAUCCAAUUAUUCAGUCAGUCUGUCAGCCUCGCUAAUACGUUGGUGUGUACACGCGUGUGUUCUCCUCGACGCGUAUAUUUCUCGAUAACUUCGAUAACUUUCUGGAUUUUAUUAUUAACUUCGUUCCAAUUUUCGUUCGAAGCUUCAUUCUUUGAUUGUUGCGCAACGAUUGAGAGCGUAGACUCGAGAAUAAAAAAAAAAAGAAAAAAAAGAAACGGAAAGGAAAGGAAACGAAAAAUAAAGAAUAAGAUGAUACGCGUGCAGACGCACCGAGUAUUUGGUGAAAAAUAAAAAUAAAGGAUAUUGUAUAGCCAA
This is a messenger RNA of Apis mellifera (honey bee), 3878 nucleotides long. RefSeq names its product nuclear receptor subfamily 1 group D member 2. Gene Ontology annotation, biological process: regulation of DNA-templated transcription. The transcript is spliced from 4 exons. The record is from RefSeq and is a predicted model, not a curated record. Gene Ontology annotation, molecular function: DNA-binding transcription factor activity; sequence-specific DNA binding; zinc ion binding. NCBI's taxonomy places the organism in Eukaryota, Metazoa, Arthropoda, Insecta, Hymenoptera, Apidae. Bases 1241 to 2512 code for a protein of 423 amino acids.